AGGGAGAGGGAUAGUUAGAAACAUCGAUGAGAGAGAAACAUUGAUCAGCUGCCUCCUGUACACUCCCUACUGGGGAUGUGCCCGCAACCAAGGUACAUGCCCUUGACUGGAAUCGAACCUGGGACCCUUGAGUCCGCAGGCCGACGCUCUAUCCACUGGGCCAAACCGGUUAGGGCCCUCCAUUAUUUAUACCCUCCUUCUUUCCUUUGAGUCCUGGGGCUGACUAGAGAUGGAGGGGGUCAGGGGCUAGUCUCUAGGGAACUCACAGGGUCCCGAGUUUGUGAGUGUUAAGACACAUCCUGGUUGGGUAGAGCAGGAUAGGAUUAAGAGUUCUUGGAGUUGGUGUGAGGGGGGAACUGGAGGCCCUCUAUUCCCAGGAAGGUCUGUGUGGAGAGAGGAAGAGAAGCAGUGUUUGUGUAGGAAGGGGUUGUGGGGACUGUGUAGAGGAGGCCAGAUGUGGAAACAGCAGGCUCUGACCCCAAUGCUGGGUUCUCUCUUCUGCAGGUGAAUGAAGCUGGAAGCUGACUGCAGUGUAGCCACCUCAGAGGUCCCUAAGCCUGAAAAUGAGGCUGAGCCAGAUGCGAAGCUAGUCUCAGAACACCUGCCACAGGAGGCCAGGACGAAGUCCAAGUCUGGGUUAGGGAUGGAGGCUGAGAAGGAGCCUCUGGCGGCCAAGCCCAGGCCAGGAUCUGGGCUCGAGACUGAGACUGAGCAGUUGGACCUCGUGGUGGCCACAGAACCGGAGUUUGAGGAGGUGCUGGCCAUCUCAGGAGUCUACGGUGACCUUGACUAUCUUCCCAGCUGCUACCACAUCUGGCUCCAGGAUCCCAACCUCAUGGUGGUGCUGGCCAAGCACACCAGAGAAUCGGUGCACCUGAUCGAUGCGAAGAAGACAGCGCUGGCGGAGGGGCUGCGCCUGGCGCGCUGGGAGCGCGGUAAGGUGGCCUGCCUGCUGCAGCGCUUCUGCUCACAGCUGGUCAGGCGGCAGCACUCAGGGGUCAAGGUGGCACAGCCUUCCAGGGACGACCAGCGGGGCUCCCGGGAGCUGAGGAAAGACCGCCUGAACACCAAGCAGGGCAUCACUUUGCGCCAAUUCAGCACAUCUGUGCUUCUGGCAGGAGCGCUGGGGGCCUCUGGCACUUUUUCACUGCUGCCCACCCAGGCCCUGUCAAAAGCAGGUGGCGAUGUGGCAAGCCUUGCCAGCGUCAACGUCCUGUGCCAGCUCUUCCUGGCGCCCCAGUUGUGGUCGCAGCUGGCUUAUUUCUGCCAGGUUGGCUUGGGGCUUGAGCUGGUCAAAGGUUACACGGACCAGUACUUGCUUGGAGGCCACAUUUGAAGUCCCUACCGUUUGAGAAGAUGCCGCCCCCUUUCCCAGAUCCCCAGAAAGCCCUGACCUCAUUUGCAAGCUCCAUCCCCUCCCCUGCCCCCUAUCCUUUCCCACUGCUGGUCCCUCUUUCCUUCCCCCCUUACCUCUCCAUUGCCCACUGCCAGAUCAGAGCCACCCAGUUUGGUGGAGCCCCUUGCGCUGCCAUUGUCCACCCUUUCCCCUUCCUGGGCAAAGAACCUGUUCCGCCAUAGGCUUCGGAGAUUUUUCCUGUCCUUCCUGGCUUCUCCCUUCCGACAGUACCUCUCCAGGAGCGCAGCUGCCUCAAGCCCUCAGAGCUUGCCCGUUCUCCCCUCACUGCCCUGUGCCUUUAGAUCAGUGUCCUCUCCCUUUUCUCUGUACCCCCACCGUCCUCCUCCCUGGACCUCCCAGACACUUCGCUCCUUUCCCCCAUUAUGUCUUCAUCACCCACCCUGUGUGCAAUAUGGAAAGAGACCCAGUAAAUGAAGUAGAUUUGUAAUGCUCCCCCUAUGUUGGACCCCUGUUUGCCCUCUGGUGAUGCACCUUUUGGAGCUUGCACCUCUGACUGGAGUUUCCUCCAAUUUUGCACUCUGUUGAUAUUUCACAGGCCCCCUCCUAAUGCCUGCAACCAGUGGCAGAACCAGGGGGUUCAGGCUGGAGAACUUGGUGUAGGGGAGGGCAGGUCCCUCCGCCAGUGUGAGGCCGUCUUCUGAUUCUAACUAGGCCGCCUCCUAGUGAGACUGGAACCCCCACCUCCAGGUAUUUCUGGACACUCCUCCCUUUCUCUCAUUCCUUUACGCUUUUUUGGACUUAGACAGUCCUUCUAUUUAAAUGCAAGCAGUAACAGCUGUGUUUGCACAGCGCUGUCUUCUACUGCAUCCUCACAUCUACUGUAGAGGGAGGAAACAGACCCAGAAAGAUCAAAGUGACUUCCCAGUCACUCGCAGUAGCUGGGAGCCGCCUCGCAGGGACUAGAAGCCAAGUGUCCCAGGCCCAAAGCCUCAUUCUUUGAUGGUGAUAGCUUGAAACUACUUGUUGGACAAUGAACAGCUGCUAAGGACACGUGGACAGUGAGCACAGGGUUCACUGGGCUGGGAUCCAAGACAUGGGCGCCAGGAGGUGGGCGGUGGGCAAAGAGGAGCACCGCGCUUCACACUGUCCCCGUUCUGGCUCUGCCAUGCCCUCCUCUGCCUCCUGUGCCCGACCUGCUGCUACUCUCCCUGUCGCUUCAACCAAGGCUAUGUUGCAAUAAAAACGAUUUG
Myotis daubentonii (Daubenton's bat) is the source of this 2607-nucleotide messenger RNA. RefSeq names its product N-acetyltransferase 16 (putative) (gene NAT16). The record is from RefSeq and is a predicted model, not a curated record. NCBI's taxonomy places the organism in Eukaryota, Metazoa, Chordata, Mammalia, Chiroptera, Vespertilionidae.